Castor canadensis (American beaver) is the source of this 3465-nucleotide messenger RNA. The record is from RefSeq and is a predicted model, not a curated record. Lineage: Eukaryota; Metazoa; Chordata; Mammalia; Rodentia; Castoridae.
GCCAGGGUUAAAAUGCAGGUAACAAUGUCACUGUCCUCCUUGGUGGGCACAUCUCAGAAUUUUAAUGAAGAAUUUUUAAGACGUUCUCUCAAGACUAUAUUGACAUAUGCUGAAGAAGAUCUGGAAUUGAGGGAAACAACGUUUCCUGAUCAGGUCCAAGAUCUGGUUUUCAAUCUCCAUAUGAUCCUUUCUGAUACUGUUAAAAUGAAGGAACACCAGGAGGAUCCUGAAAUGUUGAUUGAUCUAAUGUACAGAAUUGCCAAGGGUUAUCAGACCUCUCCAGAUCUGCGAUUGACCUGGUUGCAGAACAUGGCUGGCAAACACUCAGAAAGAAGCAAUCAUGCCGAAGCUGCUCAGUGCCUAGUCCACUCAGCAGCACUUGUUGCUGAAUAUUUGAGCAUGCUGGAGGACCGAAAAUAUCUUCCUGUGGGAUGUGUAACAUUUCAGAAUAUUUCAUCUAAUGUUUUAGAAGAAUCUGCAGUCUCAGAUGAUGUGGUAUCUCCAGAUGAAGAAGGUAUCUGCUCUGGAAAGUACUUUACUGAAUCAGGACUUGUGGGAUUGUUGGAACAAGCAGCUGCUUCUUUCUCCAUGGCUGGCAUGUAUGAAGCAGUUAAUGAGGUUUAUAAAGUACUUAUUCCUAUUCAUGAAGCUAAUCGGGAUGCAAAGAAACUAUCUACCAUUCAUGGUAAACUUCAAGAAGCAUUCAGCAAAAUUGUUCAUCAGGUAAUGAUUCCAAUGUCUAGUUUUAGUGUGAGCAGAGAAAACUGUCUGAAAGUCUUAGUGGUGCUUUGUACUAAGGUUCCUCUACCAGGCAUGAAAUGGGUGGAUAACCACAAAGGUGUGUUUAAUGUUGAAGUUGUUGCUGUUUCAUCUAUUCAUACACAAGAUCCUUACCUUGACAAGUUUUUUGCUUUGGUCAAUGCUCUGGAUGAACACAUGUUCCCAGUCCGAAUUGGGGAUAUGCGAAUCAUGGAAAAUAACUUAGAAAAUGAAUUAAAGAGCAGUAUUUCAGCAUUGAAUUCAUCUCAGUUGGAACCAGUAGUUCGAUUUCUUCAUCUUCUGCUUGAUAAGCUGAUACUUUUAGUUGUUAGACCUCCUGUCAUUGCUGGCCAAAUAGUUAAUCUAGGUCAAGCAUCGUUUGAAGCCAUGGCAUCAAUUAUAAAUCGACUUCACAAAAACUUAGAAGGAAAUCAUGACCAGCAUGGUAGAAACAGCCUUCUUGCAUCCUAUAUCUAUUAUGUUUUUCGUCUGCCAAAUACUUACCCUAAUUCACCAUCACCAGGUCCUGGGGGUUUGGGAGGAUCAGUGCAUUAUGCCACAAUGGCCAGAUCAGCUGUGAGACCAGCAAGCCUCAAUUUAAACCGUUCUCGGAGCCUUAGUAAUAGUAAUCCAGAUAUAUCUGGGACUCCCACAUCACCAGAUGAUGAAGUUCGGUCAAUCAUUGGAAGUAAGGGUUUAGAUCGCUCCAAUUCCUGGGUUAACACUGGUGGUCCAAAAGCUGCCCCAUGGGGAUCCAACCCCAGUCCAAGUGCAGAAUCAACACAGGCUAUGGAUCGAAGUUGUAAUCGUAUGUCUUCGCACACAGAGACGUCAAGUUUCUUACAAACAUUAACGGGACGCUUACCAACUAAAAAGGGAAAGGAAGAUGAGUUAGAAAAAUUAUCACUCUUACUUUUUCAUGAGGAGCUGGCAUUGCAGUGGGUGGUGUGCAGUGGCAGUGUUCGGGAGUCAGCUUUACAACAAGCCUGGUUCUUUUUUGAGUUGAUGGUGAAGAGCAUGGUGCAUCAUUUAUAUUUUAAUGACAAACUCGAUGCUCCAAGGAAAAGUCGUUUUCCAGAACGUUUCAUGGAUGACAUUGCUGCUCUUGUCAGCACAAUUGCUAGUGAUAUAGUGUCACGAUUUCAGAAGGAUACAGAAAUGGUUGAAAAACUCAAUACAAGCCUUGCAUUCUUUCUCAAUGAUCUAUUAUCUGUUAUGGACAGAGGAUUUGUUUUUAGUCUUAUAAAGUCCUGCUAUAAACAGGUGUCUUCAAAGCUUUAUUCACUGCCAAAUCCAAGUGUUCUGGUGUCCUUGAGGUUGGAUUUUCUGCGAAUCAUCUGCAGCCAUGAGCACUAUGUUACAUUGAACUUGCCCUGCAGCUUGCUUACUCCACCUGCAUCUCCAUCACCCUCUGUUUCUUCUGCAACAUCUCAGAGUUCUGGAUUUUCCACAAACGUGCAAGACCAGAAGAUUGCAAAUAUGUUUGAAUUAUCCUUGCCUUUCCGCCAGCAGCAUUAUUUGGCAGGCCUUGUGUUAACAGAGCUGGCUGUCAUUUUAGACCCUGAUGCUGAAGGACUGUUUGGAUUGCAUAAGAAAGUCAUCAAUAUGGUACACAAUUUACUCUCCAGUCAUGACUCUGACCCACGGUACUCUGACCCUCAGAUAAAGGCUCGAGUGGCCAUGUUGUAUCUUCCUCUGAUUGGUAUUAUCAUGGAAACUGUACCUCAGCUGUAUGAUUUUACAGAAUCUCACAACCAACGAGGAAGACCCAUUUGUGUGGCCCCUGAUGAUUAUGAAAAUGAGAGUGGAAGCAUGAUAAGCCAGACAGUUGCCAUGGCAAUUGCAGGAACAUCAGUCCCUCAACUAACAAGACCUGGCAGUUUCCUUCUCACAUCAACGAGUGGCAGGCAGCAUACUACCUUUUCAGCAGAAUCAAGUCGGAGUCUUUUGAUCUGUCUGCUUUGGGUUCUGAAGAAUGCAGAUGAAACAGUUUUACAAAAGUGGUUUACAGAUCUCUCAGUGCUACAGCUAAACCGGCUAUUAGAUCUGCUUUAUCUUUGUGUAUCUUGUUUUGAGUACAAAGGAAAAAAGGUAUUUGAAAGAAUGAAUAGUUUGACCUUUAAGAAAUCAAAAGACAUGAGAGCAAAGCUUGAAGAAGCUAUUCUCGGGAGCAUAGGUGCUAGGCAAGAAAUGGUGCGCCGAAGCCGAGGACAGCUUGAGAGAAGCCCAUCUGGAAGUGCUUUUGGAAGCCAAGAAAACCUGAGGUGGAGAAAGGAGAUGACUCACUGGCGUCAAAAUACAGAGAAGCUUGACAAGUCAAGAGCAGAGAUUGAACAUGAAGCACUAAUUGACGGAAACCUGGCUACUGAAGCAAACCUAAUCAUUUUAGAUACAUUAGAGAUUAUUGUCCAGACAGUUUCUGUGACAGAAUCCAAAGAGAGCAUUCUUGGUGGGGUGCUGAAAGUGCUACUCCAUAGCAUGGCCUGUAACCAAAGUGCUGUUUAUCUACAACACUGUUUUGCUACACAGAGAGCCCUGGUUUCAAAGUUCCCUGAACUCUUGUUUGAAGAAGAAACAGAGCAAUGUGCUGACUUAUGCCUCCGGCUCCUCCGACAUUGUAGCAGUAGCAUCAGUACAAUACGGUCACAUGCUGGUGCCUCGCUUUACCUACUCAUGAGACAGAACUUUGAGAUUGGGAAUUCCUAA